UGAAAGUAGAUUCAUGAGAGAGAGAAAUAAAUACAUAGACGCAUGGGUCCAUUUCUGAGUAAGAUAUCAUAUUGCAAGCCAAUGCUGCUCUACCAGUCAGUCAUGCCCACACAAAAUAAGGCUAAACCUUUGACAGCCGCUGACUUCUCAGCCAGGGAGUUGAUAAUAAUGUAAGCCAUUGUUCAUUCAGGCAGGAUGUUGUGGUGAGGUCCAGUUACAUUACAAUGGAGAAGUAGAGCGCUAAAAAAGGAAGUAGGGAACCAUGGGGUCCUGGGGCCCCGGUCUGUGUGUGGUUUUGUGUUUCUGGGGAACAGUUAGUUGGAACACACUUCACGGUCACAUUGUUGGCCCGUGUACUGUCAAUACUGGCACGGCAUCAUUUAACUGCAGUUGGAGGAAACUGGCCCAUAUUCCAACAGAGAUAUGGAACAAUGCAACUGCACUGGACCUCUCUCAUAACCACCUGAACCUUACUAACCCUCAACACCUCAGACAACUACAGAGGUUGGAUCAGCUGGUUAACCUAAAUCUCUCAGGAAACUACCUCCCUCUGCUGGAGAAAGGCCACUUCUGCAGCCUGCCCUUCCUGCAGAUACUAGACCUCAGUGGUUGCCAACUGACCUCCAUGGAGGCUGAAGCUCUGCAGGGUUUACCCAGGUUAGGCAAGCUGUUUCUGGGGCACAACAUACUACAAGCCCCCCUGUCUGUUUCUGCUCAAACUAUAUCCUUCCUGGAUCUCAAUGGGAACCAAGAGCUUGACCAUGGCUCUGAUGAUACGUCGACAGGAAUUAGAAGACCAUUCCAUAGGAAACUGUUAGAGGUCAUUGAACAUCCCAGCCCAACUCCAGCUAACUCAAUGACUACAACUAAUGGCAGUGAGGAUGGUGGUCAGAGCCGUUUCUCCAAAAGCUGGCAGUACCUGGUAGCAGUACUGGUGUCGGCCAUCUCCCUCUCCCUCCUCAUCGCUGUCCUGGCCAAAUGCCAGCUGGUCCGCCGCUACCUGGCCAGUUACCGUCACACCCGGCUGAUCGAGGGGGACACAGCCAGCCAGUGUGACCCCAAUAGCCUGGAGGUAGGCUUCUCCAUGCACAACCAUGGUGGACAGGCACGGAGCCCCCACCCUGCUGCUGUCCCCCAGGGAGAGAUGUACAUGGAGGAUGAGGAGGAUGAUGAUGAUGGCUUCAUAGAGGACAACUACAUACAAGCCAGCGAGAGGGAGAGGGCUAAGAGGGCACUGGAACUGCAGGAGGAGGAGGAGGAUGACAUGGUAUUUUCCAUUGGCUAGAAAAGGUGGAAUGGGAGGGGAGAAAGAGGGGAGAGAGAAAUUA
This is a messenger RNA of Oncorhynchus tshawytscha (Chinook salmon), 1328 nucleotides long. Its product is annotated as leucine-rich repeat-containing protein 19. Gene Ontology annotation, molecular function: protein binding. The coding region runs from base 263 to 1285 and encodes 340 amino acids. The transcript has 4 exons. The record is from RefSeq and is a predicted model, not a curated record. NCBI's taxonomy places the organism in Eukaryota, Metazoa, Chordata, Actinopteri, Salmoniformes, Salmonidae.